Nomia melanderi (Alkali bee) is the source of this 3193-nucleotide messenger RNA. Its product is annotated as soluble guanylate cyclase 89Da-like. Gene Ontology annotation, molecular function: guanylate cyclase activity; heme binding. Lineage: Eukaryota; Metazoa; Arthropoda; Insecta; Hymenoptera; Halictidae. Gene Ontology annotation, cellular component: guanylate cyclase complex, soluble. Gene Ontology annotation, biological process: cGMP biosynthetic process; response to oxygen levels. The record is from RefSeq and is a predicted model, not a curated record.
CUUCGCCGCGGCGUCGAACGGUGACGAUCCCUCUCUAUUUCCCUCUUUCCCUCCUUCUCUUUCAUUCCCUCUGUUCUAAAAGGGCCGAAACGAGAAUCGUCGGAACGACGUCGAACGCCGGCCGGCAUGGCGCGAAACACUUGACUCGAGCGACGCGAGCCGUCGCAACGAUGCGACACGGUCCCGCGACGGAACGCCACUCCGGACCGCGAAACGACCGAUCUUCUUUUUCCCCGGCUGACUGUCCGGCCACGAUCCGAUCGCCGUAAAUGCGCACGUCAUUCGAGAAUUUAAUAUAUCGCGGGAACAAUGUACGGCAUGCUGUUGGAGAGUGUGCAGCACUUCGUGCAGCUAGAAUACGGCGAGGAGAUUUGGCUUCAGAUCUUGGAAAAAGCUGACUGCAAGCACAUGGUCUUCAACACGCGGCAAGUGUAUCCCGACGAGCUUAUGACUAAUUUAGCAGCUGCUUUGGCGUCGCUGAGUAACGAUUCCGUGGACAAUGUGAUGCGAUUUUUCGGCAAAUGUUUCGUUCGAUUUUUUAGCAACUUAGGGUACGCUUGUACAGUAAAAGCCACCGGUCGCUAUUUCUGCGACUUUUUACAAAGUGUCGACAACAUUCACAUGCAAAUGAGAUUCACGUACCCAAAAAUGAAAAGCCCUUCGAUGUACACUACGCAUGUUGACGCAGAAGGGGUAGUAUUAGUUUAUCGAAGCACCAGGCAGGGUUUUACACAUUAUUUUAUGGGUCAAUUAUUUCAAAUAGCAGAAGAACUUUACAAAACCAAGCUGAACAUUCGAGUAUUAGAAAGUUCGAACAAUAUCCCAGGUUCGAGGAAUGUAAUGGUUAAAUUCAGAAUCGACUUCGAUAAUCGCGAAUACAUUGCAAAAAAUACCAAAAUGAAAACUCCACUGGGAAAGGAAUUGGCACCGGUGUCUUGCACGUUUCUUUUACGACUUUUCCCGUUCGGAAUCGUAAUGAACAAGGAGAUGCGAAUAUUGGGGGGUGGAGAAAAAUUAUUGCAAGCUUGGGGUGGCAGCUCAUCGAUCCUGAACAGGCACAUCACAGAAAUCUUUAAAUUACGCAGGCCUAAAGGGAUUUCUUUCACGUGGGGCAAUGUAAUGUAUUUGCAUUCGGUGAUGUUUGAAUUAGAACUGAUUCGAUCGACCGAUAGCAACGCAACGUCGAACACAGAUAAUAAUGCGAGUACAAGCUCGGGAUUAGACAGACGAGGAAGCCAGGGAGCGAGAAGUAUCUUGUUGAAAGGUCAGAUGAGGUACCUGGAUGAUAUUAAGGCCAUCAUUUUCCUGUGCAGCCCGUUAAUUAACAGUCUAGACGAGCUACUCAACAUGGGUUUGUACUUAAAUGAUCUGAAUCCCCACGGCCUCAGUCGAGAAUUGGUCCUCGCGGGAUGGCAACAUUGCGGCAGACUAGAGAUGAUGUUUGAAAGAGCAGAGCAAAGAUCAGGCGAACUGGAGAACAGUUACGCGCUCCUGGACCGUUGGAAAAACAAAAGCGAUGAACUGUUGUACUCCAUGAUACCGCAGACGGUGGCCGACAGAUUGCGAGCUGGCGCGUGCCCUUUGAGCACCUGCGAGUCGUUCGAAUCCAUAACAGUCUUGUUUUGCGAGCUUUGUGACUUCGACUACUCGACCAUCGAGGGUGCAAUGGACAUCGUCUCCUCGAUGAACGCGGUGUUCUCGUGUUUCGACUCUUUGAUGGACCAAUUUAACGUGUACAAAGUAGAGACGGUUGGUCGAAUUUAUAUGGCGGCCAGCGGCGCACCCGACAGGACCGAGAAACACGCGCAGAACAUCGCGGACGUGUCGUUGCAACUGAUAAAGCACGUUCAAUCACUGAAAUUGCCGUCUGGUCUUGACAUACACAUUCGAAUAGGAAUUCAUUCUGGACCAGCUGUGGCAGGUGUUGUCGGCAUCAAAGUGCCAAGAUAUUGCUUCUUCGGGGACACUGUGAAUACUGCCUCGAGAAUGCAGUCAACCAGUCUGCCGGGGAAGGUUCAUAUCUCGGCGGACACGAAAGCACAGUUACCAGAAGAUCGCUACCGCAUUGAUUCACGCGGGAUAGUUUGGGUCAAGGGGAAGGGCAACAUGGAGACGUAUUGGUUGCACGAAAAAGCGGAAACGAGCGUCGAGCCGACGGUGGAAGAAGCGGCUCAGCCCGAAGGACUUCUAGUCAGUGACAUUUAGCGCGUGGCGAAUGUCCAUAAUUAAGAAAAACCUCGCAUUGUUCCACGCUGUUAACACUUUACCCACCGAGGUCCGAAUAAUUCGAUUUUCCACGAUGUUUACCUACCGGGAACCAGAAAAUCGGAUUUUCGAUGCCAAAAUUUAUACAAUGGAAAUUUUUUGAACGUCGUGAAUACCGAAUCAACACAAGUCUACUUUGUAGCAUUAUCCAUUUGAGUUAUCGAUGGAGCUUUCAGCUUACUGAGAUCUAUUUAGUAAUAUUGAAAAUGUAUACGUAAUGAAGAUGUAUGCGUGGAAUCAACCAAAUAGAUAGUGAACGACGAAUGAUGAAUAAACGAAGAUGAAAAGAUUGAGUUUAUUGAAAUUUUCAUCGGUUGACUUGUGCUGUUUUGGAAUUCAUGGCUUCGAUUAGUUCUUAUCGAGUCAAUUAAUGUUGUAUAAAUUGUGUUACCGUUCACGUAUUGGUUAUUUCCAAUUCAAAUAUUAUAAAUAUUUUGGAAUUAUCUAUUAUUCUAUAUUAUUCAAUAUUAUUCUACAAUGAAUCGGAGUAAUACGUCGCCGGUAAUAAGAACAUGUUUCCGUUCCAGCAAGUCGAUCGGUAUUCGGACGGUCGAGUACGUUUGACAUUUCGAAAUUAAGUGGAGCAAUUUUUUCCUGUUAGAUAGACGUGUUUAUCAUUUUUUCAUUUUCAAGACUUAUCACCUCUCUUGAAUAAUCGCUGCAUGCCUUUUGUUUAAAGUAUAAAUCGAUUUAUUUAAAAUAAAUAAUGAGUAUUGUACAGUAUGUUUCAGUUAUUCCAACAUGGAUAUUAUUUAUGAGAUUUCGUGGGAGACUCUAAAAUAUAAGACGACGAAGAAUAUUGAGUAACAAUGAUUUAACACGUUGAAUGUCGCGGGGGUCACCGGUGGGUGACCCCAACUAAAUCGAAUUACCAUAGUUCACUCGAUUAAACCAUGAUUAUUUAAAAACAUUUCUAUAUUAUAAAUAA